Messenger RNA from Glossina fuscipes, 1324 nucleotides. RefSeq names its product beta-2 adrenergic receptor (gene DopEcR). Gene Ontology annotation, cellular component: membrane. The record is from RefSeq and is a predicted model, not a curated record. The transcript is spliced from 3 exons. Gene Ontology annotation, molecular function: peptide binding; G protein-coupled receptor activity. The coding region runs from base 256 to 1224 and encodes 322 amino acids. Lineage: Eukaryota; Metazoa; Arthropoda; Insecta; Diptera; Glossinidae. Gene Ontology annotation, biological process: G protein-coupled receptor signaling pathway.
CUGGGAGGUGAGAGUUUCGGUACAUCUAUGCUACCCAUCAAAGCAUAGUUUAUCUCCCCGAUAGAUGGAUAGAUAGGAACAAUUUGUGAUUAACGAUGGACGUAAUUACUUGAAGAACAUUUACUUUUGCUUGUGAAUUUUGAAAAAGAGAAACUAAGCUGAGUCGCACGCUUAAUAUAAUAUUAUAUAAUCGAGAAUUAGUUUUAAUGCACAUGCAAUAAGUGUUUUAUUUCCAUUCUUGCAGACUGUACAAAAAUGCAGGAAAUGAGUUACCUGCAGGAUCAUUCCAAAUUGGAGGCACUUACCAAAGCUGUACUCAUCUCCAUAUUAGCCAUUGCCAUUGUGUUAUCGAAUUUCCUAAUUAUAGCAACAUAUGCCAAUUUUAAAGGUCCCACAGAGGUCAUCAAUUAUUAUUUAUUGUCAUUAGCGGUAGCGGAUUUAUUAUGCGGCCUUUUAGUGGUACCAUUUUCAGUAUAUCCGGCCUUGACCGGGGAAUGGAUGUAUGGCGACGUUGUGUGUCGAUUUACAGGUUAUUUGGAGGUAACAUUAUGGGCAGUCUCGGUGUAUACGUUCAUGUGGAUCUCGGUUGAUCGUUAUUUGGCCGUACGUAAGCCAUUACGUUAUGAAACGGUUCAAACUAAAACACGAUGUCAAUGUUGGAUGGCAUUCACCUGGAUCUCAGCCGCAUUGCUUUGCUGCCCUCCCAUAUUGGGUUAUACAAUACCGCUUAAAGAUAACGUUGCGCACAUUUGCAUGCUGGACUGGGGCAAUAUAGCCGCAUAUAGCGUGACAUUAGCAAUAUUAGUUUUAGGUCCUAGCGUUAUAUCGAUCGUUCACAAUUAUUCUUAUAUCUUCAUAAUGAUGCGUAAACUGAAAUCGGGCGAGCCUAUACACGAUAAAGAAUAUGCCACAGCAUUGGCCGAAAAUUUAUCGAAUCCUAGUCAUAUGAUGUCAUUCGUAUUAGUGUUUGCAUUCUGGAUGUCCUGGUUGCCAUGGAUCUUUCUACGCCUAUACGAAACGGUAACCGGUGAGAUUGUACAAAAUACUCUAAUAAAUUUCGGUGUUGUUUGGGUCGGCGUUUUAAAUUCAUUCUGGAAAAUUAUUAUAAUGACAACAAUGUUACCGCAAUUUCGUAUAGCAUUGCGAGUAUUUUGUUUAACAAUCUGUUGUAAGACUAAGGGCCGUUUGCAAGCAGAACUAAUCGGGUUAGACCCAGAUGACUAGAGUCGUUAGAUUUUCAAAUGGCUUAAAUUAUAUAACGAAAAAGAAAAAAAUUUGAUUAAAAAUUAUAUAUAAAAAAAAAAAAAUUUUAAAUAAAUAAAUG